CUGCCCAGGCAGUAGAGAGGUAUUGCGGUGUCGCGUGGCCACUAGAUUUGUCCCUUGAAAGGCACAAGAGUGCAGCAAUUGCAGCGUCUUUCUUGCACCGCCUUAGGGUUUGUCUCGUGCGAUAUGUGGUAGAGUCACUCAGACUUUCACCAUGAGCAGCAUUGGAGAGGGAAAUAUUACAUUCUGGCAGAGACUGAAGAGGCAGAAACAUGGGCUGGGCAACAUGGCCCUCGCGGCGUCCACGCUGCUCCUCGCGGUGCGUCUCAUCGACCAGGAUAAGGAGCUGAAUAGGAUGAGAGAGCGCGAGUCCGAGCUGCUGGAGGCUUUCAGGUGUGAGAACCGGGACGUGCUGGAGCGAUUUUCCAGGUUUCGUGCCUCUUUGGAAGAGGAAAUCGAUCGAGCCGGCAGUAGGUUGCCGCCGCUUUCGACCAGGUUACGGGAGCUGAUAGAGAAGAGCAAUAGGGAAGAGCAAGCUUCCCUCGCUAGUUUUGGAAACCAACAAGAUCCAAAUUUAGAGAAAUUGCAAACCAAAGAGGCACUGCAAGCCAAAAUCAAAGCCAGCUUCAUGGUUUGAUGGGGAGAUCAGCCGAGAUUGCAAGGCUGUGCUGAUGGUGGGUGGAAUGGGUCGAUGCACAUACGCAAAGGAAUGAGAGCUCUUGUGAAGAAGACUUCUUACUCUCCAUGUUUGAUGGUGGCGAGUAUAGUAUUCAUGGAGCUGUACAUUUCUGGUGAUGAUAGAAACAUAUGCUCACAUUGAAAGAGGAGGCCAUUAGACAUAGUCGAUAUGUUUCGAAAAGACAAGAAUUGUUGGGUCGUUGAACAGGAAUGAAAUUCACAGUCCGGAAUCAACAUGAGGCACUGCAAAUUAAGAAGUGAAUAUGGAUCAUUAGAGUUUCGUUCUAAUUAUGGCUUUGUCGCUCUGUACCGCAAGGAGGGUACGACCAGGUAAUCACAGUUUUGGUUGGAGCACGAAUAAAGCGGAGAUCGUUACAGUUGAAAUUUAA
Molecule: messenger RNA, 1004 nt
Organism: Physcomitrium patens
Lineage: Eukaryota; Viridiplantae; Streptophyta; Bryopsida; Funariales; Funariaceae
Source: RefSeq, a predicted model, not a curated record